Paramecium tetraurelia is the source of this 1587-nucleotide messenger RNA. RefSeq lists its product as uncharacterized. The transcript has 3 exons. NCBI's taxonomy places the organism in Eukaryota, Ciliophora, Oligohymenophorea, Peniculida, Parameciidae. The record is from RefSeq and is a predicted model, not a curated record.
AUGGGAAAUAAUUAAUCUUGUUGUUCAGUUCGAAUACGACAGCCCACAAAUACCUUGGAUAAGAAAGAAGUGUUUCUCUUGUGUGAUGUCCUUAAGCAUUCCUAGGAGGAUAAUCACACCACCUACUUGGAUAAACAAUGUUUCGAAAGAAUAUUCUAAGACAAUCCUUUAUUUGGAGAACAAGUGUUUGAAUACUGUUCGCACAUAUUGUAAUCGACUCAGUUGCCACUUGAAGGCUGCAUUAAUAUACGUAAGAGUUCGCAUCACAUUCUAGUUUAGGGUAUAUUAAGUACAUCCGACAUAACACCAACAUUACUAUAGAUUUGCAUGGAAAACUAUGAUGGAACAAUCCAAGUUAUAACAGUUUAACAGGCAUUCCAAUUCAUAGGAUUAAUAACAUCUAUAUUCCUAACAUUUUGCAUAAGGAAAUAACAGAUCGAUGCUCAAGUCUUAGAAAUCCUAAUCCAUUCACUAUUCAAAGAAAAGCAAAUGAAGAUCAAUGAGUUCUUGUCAAUAAUAGAGGCCAAUUUUCCAUACAUUUAAAAACUGAUACGACUCUACUUGUCUUAUCGAUUGCUGUAAAAACCAUUUAAUCAAAUGAGAGUUGCAAAGAUAGAUAAAGACUCAUUUAGUUUGAAAUACGAAUGGUUGGCAAUUAUGGGUUUGGCCACAUCAGAAUUGCAUCGUCAUGGAUAAGUGUCAUUAUUGUAUCAAUCUGCUUUGUAAUCAAUUAAUUUACAAGAGAUUUUGAUUUCAAUGCAACAAACCUAAACUUUGUUGGUAGUCACUUUUCAAGAUGAAUAAACCAAUAAAAAAUAAACUUUAGCAAUUUAUAACAAACGCUAAUGGUAAGUUGAUUGCAAAGACACAGAAAGCAUUAUUGCAUUUCAAAUAUCUCCAAUUUUCUACAUCUACAGAAGUCAAUCCAAAAACUAUUUCAAUAAUAAUGGGUUUGGAUUCUCAUUUGAUUAAAAGUCUAAUAGAUAUUUACUUUGGUUAGGAGUUUAAAAUAGUUACUUUUAGAAUUCACAACGACUAUUAACAGUUGAGGUUUGGAGAUGUGAAGAACUGCAAUCAAAAUUAAGAAAGAGUGUGAUGGAUGAAGAUAGAACCUCCACUUUGAGUCCUAAAGAGUAAAAAAAGAGGGUUUCCUUUCGCUUAUUGGACGAGAAUCAACCUACAAGGAAGAGCAAUUCAGUCACACCAAUUACUAAGAAAUUGAAUUUUAUUGAAAAUGUUCCACCCCAAUCUUAACCACCUACUCCUAUGCAAAAGUUGUAAAUCGUAAUUUAUUCUAGUCAAAUACAAAUUACUUAAGAUGAUUAGGAGAGUCCGAAAUCUCCUCAUUUUAAUAGUGACAAUCCUCCUACAUUCAAUAAUCCUUAAGCUCAGGUGUUGAAAUCAUACCCGAAUUCACAAAAUUUAGUUAAUACUCAAUCUUAGAGCAAACAAUAAUAAAAUAGACCAUCACAAUCUAUCAUUGAAAAAUAUGGCAAUGGAUAAAGACAAACUAGAAGCUAUUCCAAUAAUAAUGAAGUGCGAAAGAGUGUGGAUGAUAUUCUUAAAAGAUAUGAUAAGAAAUAAUGA